Messenger RNA from Brassica oleracea var. oleracea, 1453 nucleotides. Its product is annotated as 3-ketoacyl-CoA synthase 18-like. The record is from RefSeq and is a predicted model, not a curated record. The coding region runs from base 62 to 1453 and encodes 463 amino acids. Gene Ontology annotation, molecular function: acyltransferase activity, transferring groups other than amino-acyl groups. Gene Ontology annotation, cellular component: membrane. NCBI's taxonomy places the organism in Eukaryota, Viridiplantae, Streptophyta, Magnoliopsida, Brassicales, Brassicaceae. Gene Ontology annotation, biological process: fatty acid biosynthetic process. The transcript has a single exon.
GAGGUGAGAUAGAAGAGAGUACCUCCCUACCCUUUCUUUCUUUGUUCUCACAUACUCUCUAAUGGCUAACGUAAAGCUUAUUUACCAUUACCUCAUAACCCACUUUUUCAAGCUCUGUUUGCUCCCAUUAAUAGCACUUGUGGCCACUAAAGCAUCAAGCCUAACCCUAAACAUUCUAUUUGCGAUUUUCACUUUCGGGUCAACCGUCUACUUCUUGACCCGACCUAGACCUGUUUACCUCGUCGACUACUCCUGCCAUCUUCCUCCUGCGCAUCAAAAGAUCAAUAUCAACAAGAAUCUUGAAAUAAAUCCUUUCCUGAGUUCACUGGGCGAGACGUCGUCUUUGGACUUCUUUUAUAGGGUUCUUGAACGUUCAGGUCUGGGGGACGAGACCUACAUUCCAAAUGCACUUCAUAGCGUCCCACCUCUCCAGACCAUGGCGGCGGCGCGUGAGGAGACAGAACAAGUCAUCUUCGACGCCAUAGACAAUCUCUUAACCAACACCAAAGUCAACACGCGCGAGAUCGGUAUAAUCAUCCUCAACUCAAGCACGUUUAACCCGACUCCUUCGCUCUCAGCGAUGGUUGUGAACAAGUACAAGCUCAGGAGCAACAUCAAAAGCAUCAAUCUUGGCGGUAUGGGCUGCAGCGCAGGCGUCAUUGCCAUCGAUCUCGCAAAGGACUUGUUGCAAGUCCAUAAGAACACUUACGCUCUUGUGGUGAGCACAGAGAAUAUCAGCCGCAACGCGUACGCAGGUGACAACAAAUCAAUGAUUGUCGCAAACUGCUUGUUUCGUCUAGGUGGGGCCGCGAUAUUGCUCUCAAACAAACCGGGAGACAGGAGACGUUCCAAGUAUAAACUGCUCCACACGGUUCGGACACACACGGGAGCGGAUGACAAAUCUUUUAGAUGUGUGCAACAAGAAGAUGAUGACAAGGGCAAAACUGGCAUUUCAUUGACUAAAGACAUAACCUCUGUUGCUGGGAGAACCAUUACCAAAAACAUAGCCACUUUGGGUCCGUUGGUUCUCCCCGUGAGCGAGAAGCUCCUGUUUUUCAAGACAUAUAUACGCAAGAAGUACUUCGACGACAAGAUUAAACACUAUGUUCCGGAUUUUAAGCGUGCCAUUGAUCAUUUCUGUAUCCACGCGGGUGGGAGAGCUCUGAUCGAUGAGCUCGGGAAGAGGUUGGGGCUAUCUCCGGUUGACGUGGAGCCAUCUAGAUCAACUUUGCAUAGGUUUGGUAAUACUUCUUCGAGUUCUAUUUGGUAUGAGUUGGCUUAUACGGAGGCUAAAGGUAGGAUGAAAAAAGGGGACAAAGCUUGGCAGAUUGCUUUAGGUUCGGGUUUUAAGUGUAAUAGUGCGGUGUGGGUGGCUUUACGCAAUGUUAACCCGUCGGUUAAUAGUCCUUGGGAACAUUGCAUUGACAAAUACCCGGUUAAGCUUGAUCUUUGA